Molecule: messenger RNA, 1500 nt
Organism: Cyprinus carpio (common carp)
Lineage: Eukaryota; Metazoa; Chordata; Actinopteri; Cypriniformes; Cyprinidae
Product: coiled-coil domain-containing protein 33-like
Cellular component (GO): peroxisome
Source: RefSeq, a predicted model, not a curated record
ACUUGAUCAACAUCAUAAUUGUGUGUUCUGUUUAGCAGCUAUUAAGUUGCUAGGCAGGAUUUGUGUUGUGGAAACCCAAGGUCUGGUUGCUAACAUAGUCAGAGCUGUCACUUCAUCCAGCCAUCCGUUCAGCUGUUUAAUAUUCCUGUGAAGAGCUCUGAACCAUCCAGCCUCAUGCAGAACUCAGAGAAACCACCGGAUGAACCUGCGGGCGCACAGAUGGAAAGGGAUUCCUAUGAUUUGCCGUCACAUGACGCUCUCUCAAAGAUACUGCCAGAGUAUCUGCACCUCCUCAAAAAGCCUAAAACUCAGACCAGGACAGAAUCUAUACCACAGAAAAAGUCUCAGCUCAACCGAACAUUUGAUGUUCAUUCACCUCUCAAAAGUCCACCAAUACCUGUUUUUGAAGAUGCCCCUCAUGCAGGUGAAGACACUGAACAUCAAACUAAAGAGCUGGAAAACUAUCGCAUGGCGAUGCAUAAGAUGGCGGAUGACAUCCUGUCGCUGCGCUCUCAGGUGAGCACACUGGAGUCUGAGAACAGUCAGCUGCGGCGGGACCUGUCCCUGAAGCAGGACCUCACCCUGCUGGACGACACCGACAUUGACGUCAUGACCAAGACCGAGAUUGCUGACCGGAUCGCCUCUCUGAAGUUCAAACUGUCCAGUGAAAGCAGCAAAGCAGUCGCCCAGAAGGACAGAAUCCAACAGCUUCAAAAUGAGCUCAUCAGGAAGAACGACAUUGAGAAAGAGUUUGUCCAGCUGCAGAGAGCACAUCAACAGCAGCAGGCUGUGCUAAAGAAAUAUCAGGCCCGUAGCGGUAAAAUAUCUGCACUGGAGGAUACAGUCCGCCAACAAGAAAAGGUCAUUGAGAAGAUGGAGAAAAUAUUGGAUGCAAAACUGAAGGAAAGAAAUAAAGAGAAUUCAGAGAAGAAGAGAGCAGUCGUGAAACAUAAUGAUGAAGAGAAGCUCAAGAGGAGAGAGAUCGAGUCUGUGCUGGCGGCAGAAAACUCUAGACUCAGAGCAGAGCUGGACAGACUGCGUAAUCUACCGCCACCUGUCAUCAUUCAGCAGCCUGUGCAGUCUCUUCAGCCUUUCUCAGACCGCGAGAAGCUGGAGUUAUUGACACAGCUGGCGAGAGCUGAGGGUCGAAUCCAGACACUGGAACAACAGCUGAAAGAAAACUCCAGACAGUGGGGGAAAGAAAAACAAGAGAUGUUGACCAGACUCAGUGAAUAUGAACAUGGAUUCGCUCGAACAUCAACCAUGAUUCUUCAUGAUCUGUCCGUGAAAAGUUUGACUGAUUCUGAGCUGGGACAUACUCGACACAGGCAACUGGAACCUCUAAAGUGACCACAUCUCAUCAGUCUCCGCUAUCUGCUGGCGUUCAGCGGUUUGAUGGUGAGCAUGAUGGGCUUCUCGGGCAGCAAGAUGAGCUCAAACGUGCUCCUGACCUCCACCUGCCUCUGCUUCUCAAACCUGAAGUUCUCCAGCAUCUAUAAA